AUGGAGAAACCUCGGGUUGGAGAAGUCUUUGACUUGAAUCAGCAGGUGUGGUUCCUUCAGGGUCAGACCCUCGUGGCAGUUCCAUGGAGCAACGAUGUGACUCCAGUCACUGUCACUGUUGCCCCAUGCAAGAAUCCAGGCUCUCUUGAGAAAGACAAAGGGAUUCCCAUUUAUUUGGGAAUCCAGAAUCCAGAAAUGUGGCUGCAUUGUGAGGACGUCGGAGGACAGCCCAUAUUGCAGCUGAAGACACCGGAUCUGUGCAACCAAGCUAAGCCCAUGAAGCCCUUCCUCUUCUACCAUGUCCAGACAGACAUUAACUCCACCUUUGAGUCUGUGGCCUUUCCCAGCUGGUUCAUCGCCUCCUCCAAGAGAGGCCAGCCCAUCUUUCUCACGUCGGACCUGGGGAGAAUGUACAGUACUGCCUUCCGUAUGAAUUUAAGGAUUUAA
Molecule: messenger RNA, 447 nt
Organism: Balaenoptera acutorostrata (minke whale)
Lineage: Eukaryota; Metazoa; Chordata; Mammalia; Artiodactyla; Balaenopteridae
Gene: IL36G
Product: interleukin 36 gamma
Exons: 3
Coding region: 1-447 (148 amino acids)
Biological process (GO): cytokine-mediated signaling pathway; inflammatory response to antigenic stimulus; cellular response to lipopolysaccharide
Molecular function (GO): cytokine activity
Source: RefSeq, a predicted model, not a curated record